Messenger RNA from Sparassis crispa, 1326 nucleotides. RefSeq lists its product as hypothetical. The record is from RefSeq and is a predicted model, not a curated record. Bases 1 to 1326 code for a protein of 441 amino acids. Gene Ontology annotation, molecular function: phosphoric diester hydrolase activity. NCBI's taxonomy places the organism in Eukaryota, Fungi, Basidiomycota, Agaricomycetes, Polyporales, Sparassidaceae. The transcript has 5 exons. Gene Ontology annotation, biological process: lipid metabolic process.
AUGAAACGGAUAUCUCUCGUGAAUCACACCACCGACGUGCUGGUAUGGGGAAGUUGCGACUUGGUAGAACAUGAAAUCCUCUCUCCUUCAGUUUCGACAUCGAUCUCGCUCUCCAAGUUCCAUACGUCUGUGACCAUUGCUGUCGUAUCAGCCUCGGCCAAUGUCGACAAGGAAUGGGCCGUGCCCGCAAAGGCAUUCACGAUACGGUUACCAUUGUCGCUGGGAGCAAGCUGGAAAGCGGUGGAAGUGGAGAAAGGUUGUCCGUGGCGGAUAUAUCAGAGCAGGGUGUCGAAGAAGCACCACAGGUUACUGAUCCUACCCCGUCGGGACAUGUCGACAUUCCUCGCGGAGAUGCCGGACUCUCUACCUCUAUCCUCGCUGCUCCUUCCUGGAACACACGACACCAUGGCUUUUUAUGGCUGGCCAAUAUCGCAAUGCCAAUCUCUCACCACGCCCCUGGCAGUGCAGCUGCAAUUCGGUAUCAGGGUCCUCGACAUCCGCCUAGCUGUGAUCGAGAACCGGCUGAUAUCCUACCACGGCGCGUACCCUGAACGCGCGCCCUUCCAGGAAAUCCUCGCGACCGUGCACGCGUUCCUCACUGCUUCGACAACUUGCCACGAGACAAUUGUGAUGUCAAUCAAGCAGGAGGACUUCAUGAAAACUUCAAUUGUCCUGUUCUCUCAACUGGUGCGCGACGAGAUCUUGCAUGGCCCCGGAGGUAGAGAUAUGUGGUUCUUCGAGAACCGCAUACCGCACCUCGGUGAGGUUCGCGGGAAGGUCGUGCUAUUUAGUCGAUUUGGCGGGGAUGGCUCGGACUGGGAAGGCGGACUCGAAGGCCUCGGCAUACACCCUACGGCAUGGCCCGACAGCUCUAAGUGGGGAUUCACCUGGCAGUGCAAGGACACACUUGUUCGGACACAUGACUGGUACAAUAUACCCUCGUUCUUGUCGAUACCCGAAAAGACAGAACUCUCCACGCAGAUCCUUCAGCCCGACGAUCCGCCUUUCCCCACACUAUCGAUCUCCUAUUUUUCCGCAUCCUCGUUUCCGCUGGCGUUCCCCCCGACUAUUGCACAAGGGUUCGGUUGGCCGAGAUUUGGCCUUGGCGUCGAGGGCGUGAACACGCGGGUGGGGAAAUGGCUCCUCGAUUUGUUCGGCGGGAACGUGAGGAACACGGAUAAGGAGGGAUCUGCGGGAGAUGAGGUGCGCAUCCGAGGGUGGACACUGAUGGACUUUUUCAAGGACCCGGGAGACAACGCCCUCGUGCCUUUGUUGGUUGAGUGCAACUUCAGAGGGAGGAAGGAGGGUGAGGAGGGCUGGUUAUGA